UUCCUUAUAUGAACUGUAACUCAGUAAAAUCUUUGAAAUUGUUGCAUGUUGCGUUUGUUUUUAUUUAGUGUAGUCUUAAGUGGCUUUUACAUUAACAGCACUUUGUGAUGAGCACAAUUUUGUUAAUUGUCACUUCACCUCCAUCCACAGGAGUGGUGACCUGUGUGUGAACAGAGACUGUCUCCUGCAUCUCUUCCGGUGGUGCAGGAGGUGUGGAUUUGAGUGCAAGGUCAGCUUGCAGGGCCAACAGAGGAGCUUCUCUGUCAUUCAGAUGUGCCCAAUAUGCAGUCACACCAGGAAGUGGAUGAGCCAUCCUUUUGUUGCUGAGGAAACGUCUGGAGAAAGAGAGACGGAGCUACUGGAUGGAGAGGAACCAUGUAAGGACAGAGACCAGGAUGACAGUUGUUCGUUGACGAUGGAAAUCACUGAGGAGAUGUGUGACUAUGAUGAGGAAGUCUGUCCUCGGAGGAAAAGGGGAAAGGAGAGAUCAGAUGAGAGAUCAGAUGAGACCGAGUGGGAGCCGUCUGAUGAGGAAGACAUUGUAAUGGACUCUGAUUCUUCUGAGGAUUUGGAAACGGCAGGUUCCUCUGGUCUAACAGAAAAGGCCGACUUUGAUAAUUCUCAGAGCGGAAUAGAGAAAGAGAGACUUGUGGAGUGGUGUACUGACUGUGGAGCCGAGCCCGUACUCGCCUGCACCACACAGCGCCAUAAGAAACUGUACGCCUGUGGUGUGUGUGUGAGUGAGGUCCAACAAGCUGUUGGAUUUGACCGAUUCUACAUGCAGUUCGAGGACCCGGACAGCUUCAAGGAACAUGUACGACGGGAACACAACACACAACCUCAUCGGUUGCUCUGUACAGACUGCAGCAAGCGUCACAUCAAGAAGGAUAAUUUGUGUGUGUACAAGAUUAAGAAGCUCCGUUGUCGAGAUUGUAGUAAACGCCGUCUGAGUGAACAGGGUCUGUGGAGUCACAGACGUCUCCAUCAGAAAGGCUGUGUUUACCCAUGUAAGUUCUGCCUCAAGCCAUUCAGGACCAAACAGGCCAAGCUUACCCACGAGGAGAACCAUCGGCAUCCGUAUCAUUGCUCAGAAUGCUCAGAAAGAUUCAAGAACAUUAGACUACGGAACAGACACCUUCAGAGCCACAGAGGUCCAACGACAGCCGUCCACAGUGGCCAGAAGCCCCACAAGUGCCAGCUGUGCCGACGCUCGUAUGCCCAGCCGAGCCACCUCAAGUCCCACAUGCGCCUCCACACAGGGGAGAGGCCCUUCAAGUGCCAGCAGUGUGAGAAGUGCUUCAAUUACAGCGUCAGUCUGAAGAACCACAUCCAACUCUAUCAUGGCCCCGGCUCUCAGGAGCAGGAGAGUUGGGAGACAAAAUGUGGGACGGAGCAGGAGAGAGAGCAGGAGAGAGAGGAGGAGAGAGAGCGCAAGCGUCACUUUAAGAAGGAUAAUUUGUGUGUGUACAAGAUCAAGAAGCUCUGCUGUCUAGACUGUGGUAAACGCUGUCUGAGUGAACAGGGUCUGAAGUGUCACAGACAUCUCCACCAGAAAGGCAGUGUUUACCCAUGUAAGUUCUGCCUCGUGCCAUUCAAAACCAAACAGGACAAGCUUACCCACGAGGAGAACCAUCGGCAUCCUUAUCAGUGCUCGGAAUGCUCAGAAAGAUUCAAGAACAUUAAUCUACGGGACAGACACCUUCAGAGCCACAGAGGUUCAAAGAGAUACAUUUGUGACAUCUGCGACAAACGUUUCUUCCAGCUUAAACACCUCCAGAAACAUACAGCCGUCCACAGUAGUCAGAGACCCCACACGUGCCAGCUGUGCCAACGCUCGUUCACUGAAAAGAGACACCUCAGGGCCCACAUGCGCUCCAAGUGCCAGCAGUGUGAGAAGUGUUUCAAUCGCAUAGUCCAUCUGAAGAUCCACAUCCAACGGCAUCAUGGCCCCGGCUCUCAGAAGCAGGGAAAGGGAGGGGGAGAGUCAGGAACUAAACUCUAGUACUGAGCAGGAGAGAGAGUAGGAGGGGAAGAGUCAGGAACUAAACUCUAGUACUGAGCAGGAGAGAGAGUAGGAGGGGGAGAGUCAGGAACUAGACUCUAGUACUGAGCAGGAGAGAGAGUAGGAGGGGGAGAGUCAGGAACUAGACUCUAGUACUGAGCAGGAGAGAGAGUAGGAGGGGGAGAGUCAGGAACUAGACUCUAGUACUGAGCAGGAGAGAGAGUAGGAGGGGGAGAGUCAAGAACUAGACUCUAGUACUGAGCAGGAGAGAGAGUAGGAGGGGAAGAGUCAGGAACUAAACUGUAGUACUGAGCAGGAGAGAGUAGGAGGGGGAGAGUCAGGAACUAAACUCUAGUACUGAGCAGGAGAGAGAGUAGGAGGGGAAGAGUCAGGAACUAGACUCUAGUACUGAGCAGGAGAGAGAGUAGGAGGGGGAGAGUCAGGAACUAGACUCUAGUACUGAGCAGGAGAGAGAGUAGGAGGGGAAGAGUCAGGAACUAAACUCUAGUACUGAGCAGGGGAGAGAGUAGGAGGGGGAGAGUCAGGAACUAGACUCUAGUACUGAGCAGGAGAGAGAGUAGGAGGGGGGGAGUCAGGAACUAGACUCUAGUACUGAGCAGGGGAGAGAGUAGGAGGGGGAGAGUCAGGAACUAAACUCUAGUACUGAGCAGGAGAGAGAGUAGGAGGGGAAGAGUCAGGAACUAGACUCUAGUACUGAGCAGGAGAGAGAGUAGGAGGGGGAGAGUCAGGAACUAGACUCUAGUACUGAGCAGGAGAGAGAGUAGGAGGGGAAGAGUCAGGAACUAAACUCUAGUACUGAGCAGGAGAGAGAGUAGGAGGGGGAGAGUCAAGAACUAGACUCUAGUACUGAGCAGGAGAGAGAGUAGGAGGGGGAGAGUCAAGAACUAGACUCUAGUACUGAGCAGGAGAGAGAGUAGGAGGGGGAGAGUCAAGAACUAGACUCUAGUACUGAGCAGGAGAGAGAGUAGGAGGGGGAGAGUCAAGAACUAGACUCUAGUACUGAGCAGGAGAGAGAGUAGGAGGGGGAGAGUCAAGAACUAGAUUAGUACUGAGCAGGAGAGAGAGUAGGAGGGGGAGAGUCAAGAACUAGACUCUAGUACUGAGCAGGGGAGAGAGUAGGAGGGGGGGAGUCAGGAACUAGACUCUAGUACUGAGCAGGAGAGAGAGUAGGAGGGGGAGAGUCAGGAACUAGACUCUAGUACUGAGCAGGAGAGAGAGUAGGAGGGGGAGAGUCAGGAACUAAACUCUAGUACUGAGCAGGAGAGAGAGUAGGAGGGGGAGAGUCAGGAACUAAACUCUAGUACUGAGCAGGAGAGAGAGUAGGAGGGGGAGAGUCAGGAACUAAACUCUAGUACUGAGCAGGAGAGAGAGUAGGAGGGGGAGAGUCAAGAACUAGACUCUAGUACUGAGCAGGAGAGAGAGUAGGAGGGGGAGAGUCAGGAACGAGACUAUAGUACUGAGCAGGAGAGAGAGUAGGAGGGGGAGAGUCAGGAACUAAACUCUAGUACUGAGCAGGGGAGAGAGUAGGAGGGGGAGAGUCAGGAACUAAACUCUAGUACUGAGCAGGGGAGAGAGUAGGAGAGGGAGAGUCAGGAACUAGACUCUAGUACUGAGCAGGAGAGAGAGUAGGAGGGGGAGAGUCAGGAACUAAACUCUAGUACUGAGCAGGGGAGAGAGUCGGAGGGGGAGAGUCAAGAACUAGACUAGUACUGAGCAGGAGAGAGAGUCGGAGGGGGAGAGUCAGGAACUAGACUCUAGUACUGAGCAGGAGAGAGAGUAGGAGGGGGAGAGUCAGGAACUAGACUCUAGUACUGAGCGGGGGAGAGAGUAGGAGGGGGAGAGUCAGGAACUAGACUCUAGUACUGAGCAGGAGAGAGAGUAGGAGGGGGAGAGUCAGGAACUAAACUCUAGUACUGAGCAGGAGAGAGAGUAGGAGGGGGAGAGUCAGGAACUAAACACUAGUACUGAGCAGGAGAGAGAGUAGGAGGGGAAGAGUCAGGAACUAGACUCUAGUACUGAGCAGGAGAGAGAGUAGGAGGGGGAGAGUCAGGAACUAGACUCUAGUACUGAGCAGGAGAGAGAGUAGGAGGGGGAGAGUCAGGAACUAAACUCUAGUACUGAGCAGGGGAGAGAGUAGGAGGGGGAGAGUCAGGAACUAGACUCUAGUACUGAGCAGGAGAGAGAGUAGGAGGGGAAGAGUCAGGAACUAAACUCUAGUACUGAGCAGGAGAGAGAGUAGGAGGGGGAGAGUCAGGAACUAAACUCUAGUACUGAGCAGGAGAGAGAGUAGGAGGGGGAGAGUCAGGAACUAGACUCUAGUACUGAGCAGGAGAGAGAGUAGGAGGGGGAGAGUCAGGAACUAAACUCUAGUACUGAGCAGGAGAGAGAGUAGGAGGGGGAGAGUCAAGAACUAGACUCUAGUACUGAGCAGGAGAGAGAGUAGGAGGGGGAGAGUCAGGAACUAGACUCUAGUACUGAGCAGGAGAGAGAGUAGGAGGGGGAGAGUCAGGAACUAGACUCUAGUACUGAGCAGGAGAGAGAGUAGGAGGGGGAGAGUCAGGAACUAAACUCUAGUACUGAGCAGGGGAGAGAGUAGGAGGGGGAGAGUCAGGAACUAAACUCUAGUACUGAGCAGGGGAGAGAGUAGGAGGGGGAGAGUCAGGAACUAGACUCUAGUACUGAGCAGGAGAGAGAGUAGGAGGGGGAGAGUCAAGAACUAGACUCUAGUACUGAGCAGGAGAGAGAGUAGGAGGGGGAGAGUCAGGAACUAGACUCUAGUACUGAGCAGGAGAGAGAGUAGGAGGGGGAGAGUCAGGAACUAGACUCUAGUACUGAGCAGGGGAGAGAGUAGGAGGGGGAGAGUCAGGAACUAGACUCUAGUACUGAGCGGGGGAGAGAGUAGGAGGGGGAGAGUCAGGAACUAGACUCUAGUACUGAGCAGGAGAGAGAGUAGGAGGGGGAGAGUCAGGAACUAAACUCUAGUACUGAGCAGGGGAGAGAGUAGGAGGGGGAGAGUCAGGAACUAAACUCUAGUACUGAGCAGGAGGGGGAGAGUCGGAGCACCAUUUGAAUUGGGUGGUUUUCCUGACUGACUACAAUACAGUCACUUUCCACUGUUCCAAGGCCGUCAUUGAAAAUAACAAUUUGUUCUUUAACUGACUUGCCAAGUUAAAUAAAGGUAAAAAAAUAAAUAAUAAUGGGGAAAUAAACAAUGAUGAUCAACUCAAAGUUUGCUGGAGUUUGUUAUAUUUUCCAUCUUCUCUGCUACAGCGCUGUGAAAUCAGCGAGAUUUACCGGGGUCCAAAUCUCACAACAACAAAAAAAAAAUGUACAAAUAAAAAGACCUCCAUUUAUUGGACCCAAUAAUCACAAAUCGUAAUUUAUUAUUUCAAGAUGCGUUCUGUUUCUCUGACCCUCCCCUUUUCAUGCUAUUUUAGGAGGUAUUGAGGCUUAUUGUUGAGUAGUGGUUAUUUGUAAGUAGGUACUCUGUCAAGGUGUGUAAAUGAAAUAAAUAUGCAAUCCAUGUAAU
Salvelinus namaycush (lake trout) is the source of this 5552-nucleotide messenger RNA. Its product is annotated as zinc finger protein 808-like. NCBI's taxonomy places the organism in Eukaryota, Metazoa, Chordata, Actinopteri, Salmoniformes, Salmonidae. Gene Ontology annotation, cellular component: nucleus. Gene Ontology annotation, molecular function: DNA-binding transcription activator activity, RNA polymerase II-specific; RNA polymerase II cis-regulatory region sequence-specific DNA binding. The coding region runs from base 272 to 2002 and encodes 576 amino acids. The record is from RefSeq and is a predicted model, not a curated record. Gene Ontology annotation, biological process: regulation of transcription by RNA polymerase II. The transcript has 2 exons.